Thunnus maccoyii (southern bluefin tuna) is the source of this 1307-nucleotide messenger RNA. RefSeq lists its product as uncharacterized. Gene Ontology annotation, cellular component: nucleus. The transcript has 2 exons. Gene Ontology annotation, biological process: regulation of transcription by RNA polymerase II. Gene Ontology annotation, molecular function: double-stranded DNA binding. NCBI's taxonomy places the organism in Eukaryota, Metazoa, Chordata, Actinopteri, Scombriformes, Scombridae. The record is from RefSeq and is a predicted model, not a curated record. Bases 94 to 1023 code for a protein of 309 amino acids.
AAUUCAAUUCAAUUCAAUUCAAUUCAAUUCAAUGCAAUUCAAAGAGCUUAAUUGGAAUGAAAGCCCUGCCUACUUUUUUAGCAGUCCAAUCAUAUGCAAAGGAUUUUAUUUCAAACCCUCUUGUUACUGUAUACCACCCAAAUAUUCCAUUUCACUGUGACUGUAAGAUCGAAUUUAGUGGUGUGGUGUGAAAAUGUCAAAAAAUUAAAUUUACUGCUGAGGAGGCGCCAUUUUUCAACACAGAUAACUGCGAGGGAUCGGGUGAAUGAAUUCUCCAAUGACUUUUAUGCGGACGGAGGAGUGUUGUUCUGUAAAGUGCGUCAGCACUCAGUGGACUACAUGAGGAGGCAGACCGUGCUGGAGCAUCUGAAGUCCCUAAGGCAUAAAAACAGGAAAUCAAGUUGUAUAGUACAAUCUAGGAAUCAAACUUUGGCUUCCUGCCUCUCUAAAACCCCAUCUACAGCUGAGGGGAAGGAGUUUGUUCUGGACUUCACCAAGGCUCUUCUUGAGGCAGAUAUUCCGCUGGAGAAAUCUCCAAAGCUGGCUCCUUUUUUGCAGAAGCAAGGAGGAUCUGUUCCAGCUCCAUCUCACCUCCAGUCUGACUACCUGCCAGAGCUGUUCCCUCAGUAUGUGGAGGACAUCCAGCGUGCAGUGAAGGGAAAAGCUGUCUAUGUUAUACUGGAUGAGACAACAGAUGCCUGUGGUCACUGUGUCCUUGCCAUUCUUCUACAGUCUGUGGGCAGACCUCCUCUAGCUGCAGAUCUUGUUUUCCUUGAGAGAGUUAACUUCACCACUGUGUCUCAGGCAGUCAUCACUUGCCUUAACACUUACAACAUCAACUUCAGUGAUGUCUGGGCUUUUUUCACAGAUUCAGCAAGCUACAUGAAGAAAGCCUUCAACACAGUUCUUCAAGGCCUCUUUCCCAACGCCAAACAGAUCACAUGCCUGGCACAUGUGCUCAACUUGGUGCUAGAGGUUUUCCUGACACCUUUGAGGACCUUAAUUGGUUGUGUAGCCUUGUGAAGAGGGUGUUUUGUAAGGCCCCCCAGCGUCGCCUGGAGCUGCGGACCUACAUGCAGGCUCUAGGCUUGGCUCCUGUCAUGCCAGUGUUUGCUGUCCUGACUAGAUGGGGUUCCUGGAUUGAUACCUGAAGGAGAACCUUGACAUUUUAUAUGACUUUAUACACACCUUACCACUGUCUUCCAAGGUUGUACGGGACCCAAGAGCACUCCUAGAGGAAAAAAUACAGGUGUUAAAAGCCAUCUUCAUUGUUGAACACAACACUGAGAUCUUGGCCACCCUCACCA